This is a messenger RNA of Corylus avellana, 1053 nucleotides long. Its product is annotated as Got1/Sft2-like vescicle transport protein family. Lineage: Eukaryota; Viridiplantae; Streptophyta; Magnoliopsida; Fagales; Betulaceae. Gene Ontology annotation, cellular component: membrane. The record is from RefSeq and is a predicted model, not a curated record. Gene Ontology annotation, biological process: vesicle-mediated transport.
AUCAUCAUCUUCCCUGUUUCGGAAAAUUUGCUGCGAAUUGAAGCAACGACAAUUUUCUCACUCUAAUUCUCACACAGAUCCAGUUUCUCCAUUCUCCAAUUUUUCUCGAGAAAAGGAGUGAGAAAACAAUAACGAAAUGGACAAGAUGAACCAGGCGUUGGAGAAGAUGAAGAUGCUAGUGGGAAUGGAGGUGGAGGAAGAAGAAGAACGCCAAGCUGCAUCGCUAGAAGCGAACGGCUCCUUCUCUUUCAUGGACGACUUCAAUCGCAGCUGCACCUUGUCCACCAAGCAGAGAAUUAACGGAUUUGUCAUAUGCUUUGUUGCUGGUUUGACUUGUACGCUCUUGUCGAUGCUUGUAUUCUUCAACCCUGUCAAGUUCGGUAUAACAUUCACAUUUGGCAACCUACUUUCACUCGGAAGCACAGCAUUUCUCAUAGGCCCCAAGAGGCAAGUGACAAUGAUGCUUGACCCUGUUCGUAUAUAUGCUACAGCCAUAUAUCUUGCAAGUAUAAUCAUCGCCUUGUUUUGUGCUCUCUAUGUUCAUAACAAGUUAUUGACACUUUUAGCCAUUAUUUUAGAGUUCGGUGCACUAAUUUGGUAUAGCUUGAGCUACAUACCUUUUGCAAGGUCCAUGGUUUCAAAGGUCAUGGUAUCUUGUUUUGACACUGAUUUUUAGGCUGCAACUCGCAAUAAAAGGCUGUAGAUGGAUGCAUUGAAGAACUUCUAAGAUGAUUACCAUAUAUACAUGUUUCACUCUUGUGGGCUGAUGCAUACAGGGAGUUUAGUCCGCCGUAAACGCAGUAGCACGGAAUUGAGAUAUAACACUUGUACGUCUAUGGACUGAGAUUGCGUUUUUUCAUUUUUCCUCAAUUUUCUUCUGGUAUGCUGUUUCUUGCAAUCUGUGUGUUAUGAGAAGGAAUUUGGCACGGCUAUGUUAAUAGAAAUUUGCCUGUUAUUAAACCAUGUAGUCUUUUCACCUAGGUUGUUGAACCACCUCAAAACCAAACUAAUUGAAGUGAUCCUUUGUUGAUAUGUUAUUGUAUCUUUACUUUU